AUGGAAGAAGAGCUAUAUUGUGCAAUUAUGGACUUUAGAGGAAACAAUCAUUUGAUUCCAAUGAAUAUCAAGGGGACUUUCAGUAAUUUAGUGGCCGAGGUGCAAAGUAGAAUUGCUUUUUUUUCAAGCCCAGUGAAGCUGACUUAUGAAGUCCCAUAUACAGAAGAAUUGUUUGUACGUGUCCAUGAUGACGUCGAUUUGUCAACAAUGUUCGAUGUACAUCUAAGUUGCAAGAAGAAGAUAGUUAAGAUGCAUGUUGACAUAGAUCGAGAUACAUUAUUUGGUCUAGAGGAAAACACCAUUCACAUAAGGAAUCCUACCAUAUCUCUUUCGGAACAACAUGCAUCCUCGACGCAUAAUCUAUCCAAUUCAGAAAAUGCAUUACGUGAAGUUGAGAGAUCUAGUAUUCAGAUUCCUAUUUCAUGGUAUCAUGCCAUUAGAAGUGUCGGACAAGAAUUUAAUGAUGUUGAACAUCUAAGGCAAAGUCUUGGAAAUUACUCAAUUGCUCUCGGUUUUAACUUUGCUUAUUUGAAAAAUGAACCUAGAAGAUUGAUAGUAAAAUGCAAAGGUGCUGACUGUGAAUGGAUGGUCCAUUGUAACCGUCGUACAGACUGCAAACGGUUUUACGUGAAGAAAAUUGGUCGUGCACAUAGUUGUCUCGGAGGAGGCAUAGGAGAGAAGGGACAUCCACGGGCAUCUCGUAAGUGGGUUGCAAAUAUUGUGAAAUCCAUACUAAAAGAACAACCCACCUACCGCGCAAUUGAUCUUAAAAAGAAGCUUCUGAGAGAGUUUGGCGUUGAUAUCCCCUAUGGAAGAGCUUGGUGUGGGAAAGAGCUUGCUCAACAGGAGUUAUAUGGGUAUGCAAAACAUUCAUAUGAACAACUUAGAUGGUACAAGGAUAAAGUUAUGGAAACUAACCCAGGAUCAAUCGUCCAUCUAGAACAUGAAGAUGGCAGAUUUACUAGAUUUUUUAUCUCAUAUUAUGCUUGUUGGAAGGGUUUUGUCGAGGGAUGUAGACCAAUUUUAUUCUUGGAUGGCACCCAUCUUUUUGAUAGGUACAAGGGAACUCUACUUGCUGCUACUGCUUUGAAUGGAGAUGGAGGAAUGUUUCCUGUCGCUCUUUGUAUUUGUGGAACCGAGAAUGAGAGCAAUUGGGAGUGGUUCCUUGAAUGCAUUCGUGACGUAUUGUACAAUUCAGAUGAUUCAUAUACUCCGAAUGAUGAGCUAGUUAUAAUCUCUGAUCGAGACAAAGGACUUCAAAAUUCCAUCAAGAAUUGCUUCCCUUGUUCAUAUCACAGUUAUUGCAUCCGCCAUUUAAUGGCCAAUUAUAAGAACAACUUGUCAAAGAAAAGAUUACCAGCACCACUUAGGGAUGAUUGUGUUCAAAUUAUGAAGAGAGCUGCCUAUGCCUACACAAUGCAUGCUUAUCAUAAUGAAUGCAACGAGCUCCAGAAUAAGUCAUCUAUUGCUUUCAUUGAAAUGCUGAAUAUGAGCCCACAGAACUGGGCUAAUUGUUAUUUUCCUGGAAAGAGGUAUGGGUGGUUAACCUCAAAUCUAGCUGAGUCCUUCAACGCAUGGAUUAAGGAAGCCCGAUUUUUACCGAUAGCGCAGUUGGUUGAUCACAUCCGGGUGAAGAUGAUGAAAAUGAGCUACGAUAGACGUGAGGAAUCCAACAAAUGGACUACACCACUUGUUCCUAGUGUAGAGGAGCAUCUUGUCCUGAUCAACGAGGGUGCACGUUGUCUUCAUGUUAAUCCUUCUACGUCGAUUCUGUAUGAAGUAUAUGAUUCCCCAUCUGUUAGAGUGAAUUUGGAGUACCGCACGUGUACUUGUCGCCAAUGGCAAGUUCUUGGACUACCUUGCAAGCAUACGGCCGCCGUAAUCAGGCACAAAGAUUAG
Asparagus officinalis (garden asparagus) is the source of this 1899-nucleotide messenger RNA. RefSeq lists its product as uncharacterized. The record is from RefSeq and is a predicted model, not a curated record. The coding region runs from base 1 to 1899 and encodes 632 amino acids. Gene Ontology annotation, molecular function: zinc ion binding. The transcript is spliced from 3 exons. Lineage: Eukaryota; Viridiplantae; Streptophyta; Magnoliopsida; Asparagales; Asparagaceae.